Coregonus sp. 'balchen' is the source of this 17045-nucleotide messenger RNA. The record is from the annotation of a GenBank genome assembly. NCBI's taxonomy places the organism in Eukaryota, Metazoa, Chordata, Actinopteri, Salmoniformes, Salmonidae.
AUGUUUUCGAAAUUUUAUGCUGUUUAGAAAAUAUUUUAUGCUGUUUUGUUUUGGAGCUGCGUUCUUUUAUCACAUUGCUGUCUCUCAGCGCAAGUGGUAGGUUAGCACGUUAGCUCUGUCCGAUGUUGUCUCGUCUGGCACGUAACCAACACCAUAACAAAUAGCUAACGACAUUGUUGCUAACUUAUCUAGCUAUACUUCCGCUAACAACGAUUCUAUUAAUAGGUAACGUUAUCUAGCUAGCCCUAUAUUUUUCCUGUAUUUGUCUGUGGUAUCUCGGUAGCUGUUUGGCAGGUUUGGUUUUAAUAUGUGAAUGUGAUUGAAAUUACUUGAGUCUUUUUGCCAUGGUGGUCGUGAAGUGUUGUUAGCUGCAAAUUAGCAAGCUAUCUUGCUAACGUUAGUUAACAAUCAAAAGGCGACGAAGUACGGUAGCAUUAGCUAACUAACGUUAACUAGCUUAUCGGUGUGUUGCUACUAGCUAGCACUUAUGUAGUUCUUACCAAAUAAUAUCUGAUAACGCCGUCACUAAAAUAAUCGGUACAUAGGGGAGAGGAGCAUUAGUUAACUGUUACCUAGUUAGAGUUAAUUGAUCAACGUUGGUUGGAUUAUUGUAGCUAACGUUACAGUAGCUAGCUAGCAGGUGACAUGUCUGAAUUUAUUUGACAUUUGAGGUUGAAAUGUCUUGAAUGAUGCACCAUCUCGUUUCAAGUGUGAAAAGCAAAAAAACGUAGAAUCAAUAAUAUGGCAAGUACUGUCAAAUAAUGAUUAAAAACAAAAAUUAACAGCAAAAUAAAGUUGUUGUACAACUACUAAUAGCCAUACAACUCAUAAAAACUACUGCUACAGCUACUAAUACAACUAAUAAAACGAAGUUCCUAUUAUUUAUAUAUAAUUUAUAUAUAUUUUAAAAUAUAAAUUAUAUAUAAAUAAUAUCUCCACAUUAUGUUUCUAAUAGUUAACAACACUUACACACUUACAAUUACUGGCCAGCUGACUGUCAAGCCAGAAAUAUAUAUUAUGAGUAGCUGUCUCUGGCAAUAGCAGACUCUGUCAAGCAAGCAUCAUGAUUCAUGUCAGUGGCUCGACUAGGGUGGAACGUCUUGAUCAGCUCAGCUGUUAUGUUGAUGCAUUGAUUCAGUGUAUACCCAUGUGAAAUUCUGUUAAAAGCCAAUGCUGUAAUUGCUCAACUUUGUCUUUACCAGGUCCUAUACAUCAAUGGGAAGACUAAAGGUUUUGGAAAGCCCUGCUGGAAUGCGAGCAAAGUUUAUGCUUGAGUUACUCUAGGACCCCACUGGAUGUGUGAGCACUCCUCUGUAUUGUUAUGCAAAGUCUUGGACGUGUGAACCUUAGAAGUCAUUGUUCAAGAAGAUUUUGGAGGACAUUUAGACCUAUGGCUUCAUGAGUUUAUAGAGCCCCAGAAAUGAAUGAAGGACUGGUGGAUAAUCUAGGUUCCGGGAGAGGGCCAGGGGAGGAAGACAUGGAGAUAAACGGAGAGGUACUCAAAUCUACAAAUGAUCCAGUUAUAGAAAGGGAGGAGAGGACUGAAGUCGGGGACAAUGGGAUGGAGAGGACCUCUCAGGUCCUAUCGCCACUGGAGGCCCUGGCUCCCUCGGACAGCCUUGACAUUCAGGACCAUGCCACCUCCGGUCCUGUGAUGACAGGCCAUGGGCAGACAGAGAAGAUCCCAGGGGGAGUUGCUGAGGAACCCCCUGUAGACUGGUUUGAGCCCCUGGAGGAUGACAAUUAUGACGAUGACACAAAGGGCUUGGACUUGGGCCUUGCUAUGGGGGAGCGAUGCAUGAAUGACAAGGAGGAUGCCGAAGAGGAGAGUGUUGCAGAGAGCGAAAGGAGCGGGAGCGUGGCAGGCCUUGAGAAGAAAAUCAACAGCAACAACCUGUAUGUUGAGUGAUGUGACACUUGAUUUGACUAGCUUUGGCUGCUGUUGUAUCAAUGUUAUUAUAACAACGUGUCAGGAUUUCUAGGGCCCACAAAUCAAUACAGAAGUUGGAUCAUUUACUCCCCAACAUUAAAGUACCCUACAUUUUAAAGAAGGAUUUAUCUGGGGCAGUGAAAUGGUGCAGGUUAGCGUUUUUCGUCAUGAACCUUGUUCUGGAGGUUACUAUGCAGAAUGGUCACUAGCUGGCGCAGCCACAAAGUCAUGAAAUCACAUUUUAACCAAAUCCGUAACCACACUGCUAACCUUAAAUUAAGACCAAAAGCAUAUUUUGUUUUCAUAUUUUGUACGAUAUAGCCAAUUUUGACUUUGCAGCUGGCCUAUCUAGCGGAAAUAGCUCAGUUCUGCCUCCGGGGCAAGAUUCAUGAGAAUAAACGUCAACCUGCUGUAAUGGGCCCCAAAUGUUAUUUCUUGUAGCAAAUAUGUAGCCAGUUGAUAUGCUUUGCUGUUAUGUUUUAUGCUCUUAUGCUGAUAUACUUUGCUGAUAUUUGUUUUUAUUUUAUGGCAGGUUUUCUGUUUAUAGACGGAAGAAAAGAGUAACAGUUGAAGAGGGCUGGGAGGACUGGCCGGCACUUGGAAAGGGUUGGAAGCGCAAAGCGGUUGUUCGUCGUUCAGGUUCUAGUGUUGGUCAGAGUGACGUUUAUUACAUGAGGUAAAAAAUUCUGGCAAAACUCAAUUCAAUUUUUAGACCAAGGGCCAGUUUAGAUUUUUAACCACUGGUAUUGUCUCAUGACAUGAGGUUCAUUGUUAUUUUUUUUAUUUUAUUUUACCUUUAUUUAACUAGGCAAGUCAGUUAAGAACAAAUUCUUAUUUACAAUGACAGCCUACACCGGCCAAACCCAGACGACGCUGGGCCAAUUGUGCGCCGCCCUAUGGGACUCCCAAUCACGGCCGGUUGUGAUACAGCCUAGAAUCGAACCAGGGGGUCUGUAGUGACGUCUCAAGCACUGAGAUGCAGUGCCUUAGACCACUGCGCCACUCGGGAGCCCAUUUACGAGGGCUCACUUGCUGUACCUGUUUGAAUAAGCCGUUGGUUUGAAAUAAAAAUGUGGUACAAACAAUUUACUUAAUAAUACAGACUCACAGCACAUUCAUUUGAUUGUCAGUAUUAUAUGCUUUUAGAUACAGUGAGGGGGGAAAAGUAUUUGAUCCCCUGCUGAUUUUGUACGUUUGCCCACUGACAAAGAAAUGAUCAGUCUAUAAUUUUAAUGGUAGGUUUAUUUGAACAGUGAGAGACAGAAUAACAACAAAAAAAAUCCAGAAAAACACGUCAAAAAUGUUAUAAAUUGAUUGUUUCCACCUCCAUGUUUGACGGUGGGGAUGGUGUUCUUGGGGUCAUAGGCAGCAUUCCUCCUCCUCCAAACAGGGCGAGUUGAGUUGAUGCCAAAUAGCUCGGUUUUGGUCUCAUCUGACCACAACACUUUCACCCAGUUCUCCUCUGAAUCAUUCAGAUGUUCAUUGGCAAACUUCAGAUGGGCCUGUAUAUGUGCUUUCUUGAGCAGGGGGACCUUGCGGGCGCUGCAGGAUUUCAGUCCUUCACGGCGAAGUGUGUUACCAAUUGUUUUCUUGGUGACUAUGGUCCCAGCUGCCUUGAGAUCAUUGACAAGAUCCUCCCGUGUAGUUCUGGGCUGAUUCCUCACCGUUCUCAUGAUCAUUGCAACUCCACGAGGUGAUAUCUUGCAUGGAGCCCCAGGCCGAGGGAGAUUGACAGUUAUUUUGUGUUUCUUCCAUUUGCGAAAAAAUCGCACCAACUGUUGUCACCUUCUCACCAAGCUGCUUGGCGAUGGUCUUGUAGCCCAUUCCAGCCUUGUGUAGGUCUACAAUCUUGUCCCUGACAUCUUUGGAGAGGUCUUUGGUCUUGGCCAUGGUGGAGAGUUUUGAAUCUGAUUGAUUGCUUCUGUGGACAGGUGUCUUUUAAUACAGGUAACAAACUGAGAUUAGGAGCACUCCCUUUAAGAGUGCACUCCUAAUCUCAGCUCGUUACCUGUAUAAAAGACACCUGGGAGCCAGAAAUCUUUCUGAUUGAGAGGGGGUCAAAUACUUAUUUCCCUCAUUAAAAUGCAAAUCAAUUUAUAACAUUUUUGACGUGCGUUUUUCUGGAUUUUGUUGUUGUUAUUCUGUCUCUCACUGUUCAAAUAAACCUACCAUUAAAAUGAUAGACUGAUCAUUUCUUUGUCAGUGGGCAAACAUACAAAAUCAGCAGGGGAUCAAAUACUUUUUCCCCUCACUGUAACUUUAUAAACCAUUGAUGUCACUUUAUUCCCAUCUCUGUUCCCUGAAGUCCGAGUAAUGAGCGUGUGAGAAGUAGGGUUGAGCUUUCCAAAGUCCUGGCAGAUACUCUGGACAUGACAAUGUUUGAUUACAAAGCUGGGGUGUUCAGGGGUGCUGGACAACCCAAGCCCUUGCGUGCAAGAAAGACGGUAAUAAAAAAAGCUCCCAGCAUUUACACUUGAAAUUAUACCUUUUUCUUUCACUUCACUAAUUUCAAUGUAUUUUCUAACAACUACCAUCUUGUCUAUUCCAACCCAUGGUCUGUUAGAAUAUACAGAAGGAUCAUCCUCCCUUAGUGGACUGUGGCUUUUCCUCAGAGUCCAGCUUGAUGGACAGAGGGGACCGGGCAGACAGUCCUGACUCCCAUCACAGACUGACCCCUCUGAGUCGCAGCUCUAUGGGAACGCCAAGCAGAGACCCCCACCUCCAACAUACCACUCCCCCAAGACCGAACUCCUCUCUCACACAGAUUAGUUCAGCCUCUGUCGCUCAUGAUGUGGAAGGUAUGAAGCACAAUGCAACUAAACUGCCCUGGAGCCCUGCAUCAUCGCUUUCAGUCUCCUUCAACGGGAUGGCUGGUUCAGAGCCCUGCUUUUGGUGAGUCAAAUGCUCCUAUGUUUUCCUAUAAUUUUAUCUCUGAGAAUUUAAGUUUAACACAUUCCUCAGACAUAAUCAUGGUUUAGGCUAUAUAUACACUGAACAAAAAUAUAAACGCAACAUGUAACGUGUUGGUCCCAUGUUUCAUGAGCUGAAAUAAGAACCCAGAAAUUUUCCAUAAGCACAAAAAGCUUAUUUCUCUCAACCUUUGUGCACAAAUUUGUUUACACCACUGUUAGUGAGCAUUUCUCCUUUGGCUAAAAUAAUCCAUUCACCUGACAGGUGUGGCAUAUCAAGAAGCUGAUUUUUAUAUUUUAUUUUACCUUUAUUUAACUAGGCAUGUCAGUUAAGAACAAAUUCUUAUUUACAAUGACGGCCUACACCGGCAAAACCCGGACGACGCUGGGCCAAUUGUGCGCCGCCCUAUGGGACUCCCAAUCCCGGCCGGUUGUGAUACAGCCUGGAAUCGAACCAGGGGGUCUGUAGUGACGCCUCAAGCACUGAGCUGCAGUGCCUUAGACCACUGCGCCACUCUGGAGAUUAAACAGCGUGAUCAUUACACAGGUGCACCUUGUGCUGGGCACAAUAAAAGGCCGCUCUAAAAUGUGCAGUUUUGUCUCACAACACAAUGCCACAGAUGUCUCAAGUUUUGAGGGAGUGUGAAAUUGGCCAUGCAGACUGCAGGAAUGUCCACCAGAGCUGUUGCCAUAGAAUUUAAUGUUAAUUUCUCUACCUUAAGCCGCCUCCAACGUCGUUUUAGAGAAAUCAUUCUUGGCAUGGCCUGUCUCCCCAGUGGGUGGGCCUAUGGCCUCCAAGGCCCACCCAUGACUGCGCCCCUGCCCAGUCGUGAAAUCCAUAGAUUAGUGACUAAUGAAUUUAUUUCAAUUGACUGAUUUACUGUAACAGUAAAAUCAUUGAAAUUGUUGCUUGUUGCGUUUUAAUAUUUUUGUUCAGUACAUAUUUGUUGGGUGCUUAUACAGUGGGGAAAAAAGGUAUUUAGUCAGCCACCAAUUGUGCAAGUUCUCCCACUUAAAAAUAUGAGAGAGGCCUGUAAUUUUCAUCAUAGGUACACGUCAACUAUGACAGACAAAUUGAGAUUUUUUUUCUCCAGAAAAUCACAUUGUAGGAUUUUUAAUGAAUUUAUUUGCAAAUUAUGGUGGAAAAUAAGUAUUUGGUCACCUACAAACAAGCAAGAUUUCUGGCUCUCACAGACCUGUAACUUCUUCUUUAAGAGGCUCCUCUGUCCUCCAUUCGUUACCUGUAUUAAUGGCACCUGUUUGAACUUGUUAUCAGUAUAAAAGACACCUGUCCACAACCUCAAACAGUCACACUCCAAACUCCACUAUGGCCAAGACCAAAGAGCUGUCAAAGGACACCAGAAACAAAAUUGUAGACCUGCACCAGGCUGGGAAGACUGAAUCUGCAAUAGGUAAGCAGCUUGGUUUGAAGAAAUCAACUGUGGGAGCAAUUAUUAGGAAAUGGAAGACAUACAAGACCACUGAUAAUCUCCCUCGAUCUGGGGCUCCACGCAAGAUCUCACCCCGUGGGGUCAAAAUGAUCACAAGAACGGUGAGCAAAAAUCCCAGAACCACACGGGGGGACCUAGUGAAUGACCUGCAGAGAGCUGGGACCAAAGUAACAAAGCCUACCAUCAGUAACACACUACGCCGCCAGGGACUCAAAUCCUGCAGUGCCAGACGUGUCCCCCUGCUUAAGCCAGUACAUGUCCAGGCCCGUCUAAAGUUUGCUAGAGUGCAUUUGGGUGAUCCAGAAGAGGAUUGGGAGAAUGUCAUAUGGUUAGAUGAAACCAAAAUAUAACUUUUUGGUAAAAACUCAACUCGUCGUGUUUGGAGGACAAAGAAUGCUGAGUUGCAUCCAAAGAACACCAUACCUACUGUGAAGCAUGGGGGUGGAAACAUCAUGCUUUGGGGCUGUUUUUCUGCAAAGGGACCAGGACAACUGAUCCGUGUAAAGGAAAGAAUGAAUGGGGCCAUGUAUCGUGAGAUUUUGAGUGAAAACCUCCUUCCAUCAGCAAGGGCAUUGAAGAUGAAACGUGGCUGGGUCUUUCAGCAUGACAAUGAUCCCAAACACACCGCCCGGGCAACAAAGGAGUGGCUUCGUAAGAAGCAUUUCAAGGUCCUGGAGUGGCCUAGCCAGUCUCCAGAUCUCAACCCCAUAGAAAAUCUUUGGAGGGAGUUGAAAGUCUGUGUUGCCCAGCGACAGCCCCAAAACAUCACUGCUCUAGAGGAGAUCUGCAUGGAGGAAUGGGCCAAAAUACCAGCAACAGUGUGUGAAAACCUUGCGAAGACUUACAGAAAAUGUUUGACCUGUGUCAUUGCCAACAAAGGGUAUAUAACAAAGUAUUGAGAAACUUUUGUUAUUGACCAAAUACUUAUUUUCCACCAUAAUUUGCAAAAAAAAAUUCAUUAAAAAAAAUCCUACAAUGUGAUUUUCUGGAGAAAGAAAAUCUCAUUUUGUCUGUCAUAGUUGACGUGUACCUAUGAUGAAAAUUACAGGCGCCUCAUCUUUUAAGUGGGAGAACUUGCACAAUUGGUGGCUGACUAAAUAGUUUUUUCCCCAUUGUAUACAAGUGUGUAUUAUAUGAAUUGGAAAUGUGUUUCCCCCUGAGAUACAGCUUUUUUAAUGUAAAAUAAGCAAAGAAUACAUGGGAGUGAUUGAAGGGGUAGAUGUUAAUAUCUUGAGGAUGAUUGUGAUGUUAUGCACUUGGAACCUUAGGUAACUUGCUUCGAUACUCUUUAUUUCAGCAUCUGUGCCAUUUGUGGUAAUUCAUAUACAGGCUUUGAAUAUGAAAGGCAGAUGAAGGAUCCCUGUUGCCCCAAAUGCAGGGGUAUGUGAACUCUUUAGUGUCAAUCCAAUUAAAGGAAAGCCACUUCACAAAAUCGUUUUGAAGAGGAACACAAUUGACAUAUUUUAAAUUUUAACGAACAUUGUAAAUGUGCCUGUUUUUACUGUUUAUGAAGUGUCAGUUUAAUAUUGUGUUAACAGUAUCCCUCUUUGCUUUUAGCCAAUAAUCCAGCUAUAGCCAAGAAUCCACUUUAUCAAAGAUUCAGAAAGGUAAACAAGUGUUCGUCAACUAACGAGUCUACUACUCUCAUCAUUUCUGUUUUUAACAUGCGCUCCUCGAGUUCCCGUUUUGUAUUUUUGACUCUUUCCCUUUACUUAUUUCAGUUUUACAUAGUUAAACAAUGAUUUAUCAACAUAGGUCUGAAUGGAGAGGAAUACUCUAACUUCAGAAUUUUUGUCUGUUUUAGUGGAUUCCUUGUGGUAACUGUAAGGCUUGCCUUACCACAGAAGAUUGUGGGAGCUGUGCCAACUGCAAAAAAACACUGAACCCUGACACCAGAAAACCUGUCCGCUGUCGGAAACGCAAAUGUUUAUGUCCUAUCCUCAAGGUACAGACUGACAGAAGAAGAGACAGAGAUUGAAGAAAUCCAAGUGGUAGUUUAUUUUGAUUGUUUAUUUAUGUGUAUUUCAGCAUAAACCCGAUGGUCCCCAAAAGUUGGAUCCCUAUCCCAUAACGAAUUUCAAGGUAAUUGUCUAGAACCCCAUUACCUAGGGUAUCCUAGUUUCUGUUUUAAAGUAUAUAAAAAAUCUGAAUACAUGCAUAUGAAAAAUGCAGAAGGCUAUUGUCUAUUUAUAUCUAUUCUGCUGACUCAAUAUAGAGCAGCAUGUCCCACAAGUCCACAUGUGAACAUUGGCAGUUAAUUUGGAAUAUUCUCUUCACCUCUCCAUGAAAAGCUCCCAUAACUGAAUAUAAAGCAUUUGUUUUGCAGAUUGACAGCGGAGAAUUGCAGGUAACAAUACCAAGCCCUCUCUAAUAAUACUCCUCUAUUCCUUACCUUAGUGUUAAUUUAAUAUGCAAAGGAAUUUAUGAAUGUAAUUGAAUAAUAAUGGCACCGGAGGGGAUGGCUGCCGUUUUACGGGCUCCUAACCAACUGUGCUAUUUUAUUUGUUUUUUCGCAUUGUUUGUAACUUUUAUUUUGUACAUAAAUGUUGCUGCUACCGUCUCUUAUGACCGAAAAGAGCUUCUGGACAUCAGAACAGCGAUUACUCACCUCGAACUGGACGAAUAUUUUUUCUUUAAUGAGUCCGACGUCAUUCGCGUGAAGGAAAUACAGGAGGCAGAGGUCGGGAUGCCUUGUGAUAAUUCGUCGGGGAGUGGGUAAACCGCCUCUACCAUCUGUUCUAUUGGAAAACGUGCAAUCACUGGAAAAUAAACUGGAUGAUCUACGAUCAAGACUAUCCUACCAACGGGACAUUAAAAACUGUAUCUUAUGUUUCACUGGGUCGUGGCUGAACGACGACAUGGAUAAUAUAGAGCUGGCUGGGUUUUCCAUGCAUUGGCAGGACAGAGCAGCUACCUCUGGUAAGAUGAGGGAUGGGAAGUGUAUAUUUGUAAUAGCUGGUGCGCGAUGUCUAAUAUUAAAGAAGUCUCGAGGAAUUGCUCGGCUGAGGUAGAGUACCUCAUGGUAAGCUGUAGACCACACUAUCUACCAAGAGAGUUUAUCUAUAUUAUUCAUAGCCGUUUAUUUACAACCACAAACUGAUGCUGCCACCAAGACUGCACUCAACGAGCUGUAUAAGGCCAUGAGUAGACAAGAAAAUGCUCAUCCAGAAGCGGCGCUCCUAGUGGCCGGGGACUUUAAUGUAGGCAAACUUACAUCCGCUUUACCUCAUUUUUACCAGGAUGUCACAUGUGCAACCAGAGGGGAAAAAAACUCUAGAGCCACCUGUACGCCACACACAAAGACGCAUACAAAGCUCUCCCUCCCUCCAUUUGCAAAUCUGACCAUAAUUCUAUCCUCCUGAUUCCUGCUUACAAGCAAAAACUAAAGCAGGAAGUACCAGUGACUCGCUCAAUACAGAAGUGGUCAGAUGUCGCGGAUGCUAUGCUAUAUGACUGUUUUGCUAGCAUAGACUGGAAUAUGUUCUGUGAUUCAUCCAAUGGCAUUGAAGAGUAUACCACCUCAGUCACCGGCUUCAUCAAUAAGUGCAUCGACGACGUCGUCUCCACAGUGACCGUACGUACAUACAGUGGGGGGAAAAAAGUAUUUAGUCAGCCACCAAUUGUGCAAGUUCUCCCACUUAAAAAGAUGUGAGAGGCCUGUAAUUUUCAUCAUAGGUACACGUCAACUAUGACAGACAAAAUGAGAAGAAUAAAAAUCCAGAAAAUCACAUUGUAGGAUUUUUUAUGAAUUUAUUUGCAAAUUAUGGUGGAAAAUAAGUAUUUGGUCAAUAACAAAAGUUUCUCAAUACUUUAUAUACCCUUUGUUGGCAAUGACACAGGUCAAACGUUUUCUGUAAGUCUUCACAAGGUUUUCACACACUGUUGCUGGUAUUUUGGCCCAUUCCUCCAUGCAGAUCUCCUUCGUUGCCCGGGCGGUGUGUUUGGGAUCAUUGUCAUGCUGAAAGACCCAGCCACAUUUCAUCUUCAAUGCCCUUGCUGAUGGAAGGAGGUUUUCACUCAAAAUCUCACGAUACAUGGCCCCAUUCAUUCUUUCCUUUACACAGAUCAGUUGUCCUGGUCCCUUUGCAGAAAAACAGCCCCAAAGCAUGAUGUUUCCACCCCCAUGCUUCACAGUAGGUAUGGUGUUCUUUGGAUGCAACUCAGCAUUCUUUGUCCUCCAUACACGACGAGUUGAGUUUUUACCAAAAAGUUAUAUUUUGGUUUCAUCUGACCAUAUGACAUUCUCCCAAUCCUCUUCUGGAUCAUCCAAAUGCACUCUAGCAAACUUCAGACGGGCCUGGACAUGUACUGGCUUAAGCAGGGGGACACGUCUGGCACUGCAGGAUUUGAGUCCCUGGCGGCGUAGUGUGUUACUGAUGGUAGGCUUUGUUACUUUGGUCCCAGCUCUCUGCAGGUCAUUCACUAGGUCCCCCCGUGGAUUUUUGCUCACCGUUCUUGUGAUCAUUUUGAUCCCACGGGGUGAGAUCUUGCGUGGAGCCCCAGAUCGAGGGAGAUUAUCAGUGGUCUUGUAUGUCUUCCAUUUCCUAAUAAUUGCUCCCACAGUUGAUUUCUUCAAACCAAGCUGCUUACCUAUUGCAGAUUCAGUCUUCCCAGCCUGGUGCAGGUCUACAAUUUUGUUUCUGGUGUCCUUUGACAGCUCUUUGGUCUUGGCCAUAGUGGAGUUUGGAGUGUGACUGUUUGAGGUUGUGGACAGGUGUCUUUUUAUACUGAUAACAAGUUCAAACAGGUGCCAUUAAUACAGGUAACGAGUGGAGGACAGAGGAGCCUCUUAAAGAAGAAGUUACAGGUCUGUGAGAGCCAGAAAUCUUGCUUGUUUGUAGGUGACCAAAUACUUAUUUUCCACCAUAAUUUGCAAAUAAAUUCAUAAAAAAUCCUACAAUGUGACUUUCUGGAUUAUUUUUUCUCAAUUUGUCUGUCAUAGUUGACGUGUACCUAUGAUGAAAAUUACAGGCCUCUCUCAUAUUUUUAAGUGGGAGAACUUGCACAAUUGGUGGCUGACUAAAUACUUUUUUCCCCCACUGUAUCCCAACCAGAAGCCAUUGAUUACAGGCAACAUCCGCACUGAGCUAAAGGCUAGAGGUGCCGCUUUCAAGGAGCGGGACACUAAUAAGAAAUCCCGCUAUGCCCUCACGAACCAUCAAACAGGCAAAGCGUCAAUACAGGACUAACAUUGAAUCCUACUACACCGGCUCUGAUUCUUGUUGGAUGUGGCAGGGCUUGCAAACUAUUACAGACUACAAAGGGAAACCCAGCCACGAGCUGCCCAGUGACGCGAGCCUACCAGACGAGCUAAAUGCCUUUUAUCCUCGCUUCGAGGCAAGCAACACUGAAGCAUGCAUGAGAGCCCCAGCUGUUCCGGAAGACUGUGUGAUCACGCUCGCCGUAGCCGAUGUGAGCAAGACCUUUAAACAGGUCAACAGACGGAUUACCAGGACGUGUACUCAGAGCAUGCGCGGACCAACUGGCAAGUGUCUUCACUGACAUUUUCAACCUCUCCCUGUCCGAGUCUGUAAUACCACAUGUUUCAAGCAGACCACCAUAGUCCCUGUGCCCAAGAAAGCGAAGGUAACCUGCCUAAAUGACAACCGCCCCGUAGCACCCACGUCGGUAGCCAUGAAGUGCUUUGAAAGGCUGGUCAUGGCUCACAUCAACACCAUCAUCCCGGAAACCCUAGACCCACUCCAAUUCGCAUACCGCCCCAACAGAUCCACAGAUGACGCAAUCUCAAUCGCACUCCACACUGCCCUUUCCCACUUGGACAAAAGGAACACCUAUGUGAGAAUGCUGUUAAUUGACUACAGCUCAGUGUUCAACACCAUAGUGCCCACAAAGCUCAUCACUAAGCUAAUGACUCUGGGACUUAACACCUCCCUCUGCAACUGGAUCCUGGACUUCCUGACGGGCCGCCCCCAGGUGGUAAGGGUAGGUAACAACACAUCUGCCACGCUGAUCCUCAACACUGGGGCCCCUCAUGGGUGCGUGCUCAGUCCCUUCCUGUACUCUCUGUUCACCCACGACUGCAUGGCCAAGCACGACUCAAACACCAUCAUUAAGUUUGCUGAUGAUACAACAAUGGUAGGCCUGAUCACCGACAACGAUGAGACAGCCUAUAGGGAGGAGGUCAGAGACCUGGCAGUGUGGUGUCAGGACAACAACCUCUCCCUCCAUGUGAGCAAGACAAAGGAGCUGUUCGUGGACUACAGGAAAAGGAGGGCCGAGCAUGCCCCCAUUCUCAUCGACGGGGCUGUAGUGGAGCGGGUUGAGAGUUUCAAGUUCCUUGGUGUCCACAUCACCAACAAACUAUCAUGGUCCGAACACACCAAGACUGUCGUGAAGAGGGCACGACAAAGCCUAUUCCCCCUCAGGAGACUGAAAAGAUUUGGCAUGGGUCCCCAGAUCCUCAAAUAGUUCAUUGAGAGCAUCCUGACUGGUUGCAUCGCCGCCUGGUAUGGCAACUGCUCGGCAUCCGACCGUAAGGCGCUACAGAGGGUAUUGCGUACGGCCCAGUACAUCACUGGGGCCAAGCUUCCUGCCAUCCAGGACCUAUAUACUAGGCGGUGUCAGAGGAAGGCCCAAAAAAUUGUCAAAGAUUCCAGUCACCCAAGUCAUAGACUGUUCUCUCUGCUACUGCACGGCAAGCGGUACCGGAGCGCCAAGUCUGUCCUAAAGGCUCCUUAACAGCUUCUACCCCCAAGCUAUAAGACUUUAUUUAUUGAACUGCAUUGUUGGUUAAGGGCUUGUAAGUAAGAAUUUCACGGUAAGGUUUACACCUUUUGUAUUCGGCGCAUGUGACAAAUAAAACUUGAUUUGGAAUUGAAUAAAGACCCAAGGAGAGGGCAGAAUGGAUAAUUGUCAUUAUUCCCACAGAACUCCACUCCUCAAUACAGUGACCCCGAGGACUUCUCUGUGAAUGUUGAUGUAGAAGAUGACGAUGAAGAGUUUGAUGGUGAUGAUGCUGACUAUGAGGUGAGCUCUGCUUCAAGAAAUCUUACCCCACUUCUAUCUAGGAGUGUCCCCUGCUGACCAAUUACAACCCCUCCCACAUAAAAACCCUGCUCAUCCUAGUGAGGUCUCCAUCUGAAGUUGGUCACAGUUUGUGCCAACAAGCGCCCUUAUAUUGGUCCACUGAAUAUCUAGACAGUGACAUGUACUUGUUGUAUUCUUUGACAGUUAACGAUAAUUGAUUUUUGUUUUUUAAUUAUCAUUCUGUCUUUCAGGCUUGGGUGAGGAAACGUAAGCGGCGCUCCUGUGGGAAGUGUGAAGCCUGUAAUAGUAGGACGGACUGUGGCACUUGUGAUUUCUGCAUAGACAAACCGAAGUUUGGAGGCAGCAAUAAGAAGAGACAGAAGUGCCGUCUACGGCAGUGCCAGAGACAGGCCAUGGUAAGGGUUGAUUACUCACCUAUUUUGAGAUAAUUGUCAGUUGUAUGAGCAUUUGAGGGUGACAAUAUUUUUUUUAAAAUACCGUUUGAAUUAGUCCUUGUUUGGAAUUAAGCAAUGGCCAUACUCAUUGUUAUGCCAUGAAUGGAUUCCUAACAAUGCUUUCAAUGGUGCUCUUAUGUGUAUGUAUGUGUUUGACAGAGACACUUGUUGCCCUUUCAGUUGGGCCAGACUGAUUUUGGGUCCCAAGAGGGGUGGGUGCAGCUUGGCAGGCCUAGGCCUCACUUUACAUACAGUCGCAAGACAACCCCAAAGAAAAGUAAAACGCAGCAUCUAGAAGUGGACCUGGAGUUCACUGAUGAUGAAGACGAGCCGCUGCAGGAAGAAGAUGAUUAUCGCUACAUGGAAACAGUUAAGUACUGCUGUGUGGAGAUGGCACAAUAGGGAAAGGCAGUGUUUAAAAAGUUAUUAUUGUUGUUCCAUCUUAACGUCACAUUGUCUUGAGUACAGGAUUCCAUGCAAAUACUGAUACAUGCAUUAAUCUGAAUUAUACCAAAGUCUGUAAAAUCUUGUGCUCCCACUUUCUUCCCACUGUCUGUCUGUUAUUGUUGUAGGCACAUUGGUGCCCUAUGCUUCCCAGCAAACCCCAGGAUGAAAACUUCAGAAACCACAUACCGACAGUCCAGGUUGGUAUCAAAUUGGAUUCAAGCUUAAAGGGAAAAUCCACUCAAACUAUAAUUUGGAUUUUUUUUCAUUAGUCCACUGUUGAUCCCAAAAUAUUUUGCAUGUCAGCAGUCAAGUUUUUAAGAUCUAGGACUUUCAAGAAGCAAAGUAUAACUGGCCACAUCAUGAUUUUAAGCUUUUGUUUAGGUUUACUUUUGUGGCAUUUGCUUUUUGGCAUUUUAUAUUGGUUAAAAAUGGUAUUUUAUCUUUCCAAUGCACAAUCAUUUCAACUGAUUUUUCAUAUUUUACAGGCUCACAAAGAGACUUUGGAAAUUGUAAAAAAGAAUUCACUUCUGGAGCAUGUCCCAGAUAUCCUCAACCAUAUAAGUUCUCCAGCAGUGAGUCACCCUUCUCUUUACCUUAUUGAAAUUAUCUUAAGCAUGUAAUGUUUUACAGUACAAUAAAAUCCCAUGACUAGUGUGCUCUUCAGUGUUUACCUUUUAACAUUUAGACCGGAGUAUGGUGUAUUUCUCUUUCUAUAUUGCCCAGUAUUGCACACUGUUCAAACCGGCAGACUCCGCAGUGAAAUAUGUUGGACCACCAGGUGAGAAUACGUCCUUAGCAGCUCCGGACAGACAGAGUGGAAUGAACGGAGGAAGGCCAAGUGUGGACAAGGAUGUAGAAACGCCGUCUGGGGAGCCAGAAGUAGAGGAGGUCACACCUAUGGUAAGUGACCACUUCCUGCUUUGGUGCAUACGUACACUUUACAACAUUGUAACCAAUAUUUAAGCCUAAUAAUUACCUUAUAGUUUCAGACUACAGGAAGUUCGGGAUUAGAAUAUCUUAAAAUUUCGUUUUAAGAUAUUCUAUAGGAGAUACACGUGAAAGUAAAUCUGUAAUUAGCUGGAGUUAGAGUGGAAUUGAUUCCAACUAUAUUUUGUUAUCCCUAUUAUGUUCUGUGUAGAUCACUCAGAUCUUCAGUCUGGCUGACAGUGCAGGAACAAGUGGGAUGGAACAAGAACAUGAGCUGUUAAUGCUACUGGAGGCCCUGCACAGCUCUGCACUCCCCACACUCUGGUUUGCCAUAAUGGUGGAGGGCCCGAUGCUACAGCUACUGCAGUGCUCCAAGCUCUCCCACAUGGUGGACACAACCGUGCAGAUUGACCCGGACUUCUACUAUCAGAUCUGUGUACAGGGCCAGCCGCUGCUCCUCACCCACCCGCUGUAUGAAGCUCACCCAUCGUCCUUGACAUCUGUGCCUCAGGUGGCAAACCUGCUCCUGGAUCUGGAGAAGUACAACGUGUGCCAGGGGGUCCCGACCAAGGAGCAGCCAUUCAGCCAGGCUCCAAUUAUCAUUGAGCGGGCAUCAACCUGUGACUUUCUGGUACUUAAAGAAACCGAGCACUGUGCAAAGUGUAAGGCCUUAUCCUGUGGCAGUUAAGGCCAGGCAUCACACCCUAAUAGGGAUUUCCCCCCCCCCCCCGUUUAAUCAUAUCACAAUCAACUUUUACCAGUUGAAUUAGACACAAAUAAUAUUUUUUUGUAUUACAAUUUCUGAAAUAUUGUAUUAAAAUAUGCAAAUGAGAUUAUAUCUCAUUAAAUAUUUGCAUAUCCCGCAACAACAACAAAUUCUGGACACUAGAUAACCUAAAUAUUUUGGUUUCAUAUUGUUAAGACAUUCCAGGACUGGACUUACUCAGUGCAUUGUGGAUAAAUACUUUUUUCAUCUUUCUAUCUGUAAAAUAUUAAAGACACACAAAAUCAAGAAAAUGUUAUCUAGAAUAAAUAAUAAAAAUUCCCUAUAGGAAAGUAUCGAGAAUAUAUCUAAUGAUAACCACACACUAUUUGGUGAAAACAGAUGCUUCUGAAGCUGGGGAAAAUGAGUUGGCUUGUGGGAAGAGUCUUGACUUUUGGGAAAUGGCAGUUAAAUACAAGUACACUGAAUUUAGACUACCACACACCAAACACCUAUUUAGACCCAAUCACCAUCUCUUCAAAGUAAGUUACUACAUAUAGUUCAGUUUUUUACAUUCUCUAUGAAAUGGGCUUUUAAAAUUGUGUAAUCCAAUGUAGUGGGCUUUGAAAUUAUGGAUAUGUCCAUUUUAAAGUGGUUAAAAUUCAUGACAUUUUGAUGACGGUAGAAUGAUAAACGAAAGAAAAUAUGCAUUUUUAUCAAGAUUGUCAUUUUUGUUUACUUUUUGAAAAUACUAAUAUUAAUGGACCAAAAUACCAACAAAUCUCAAUUGAUAGGUAGAUGCUGAAAUGUCAUUUCAGCCUGGGGUGCCUGGCCUUAAGAACAUUUGGUGCCGCAGUGCAGGGUUAAGAGUCACCAGCACUUAGCAGUGCCGCAGUACAGAGCAUCGCACCUCUGCCCUCACAGAACAUCUCAAGUCUUUGGUGGCGAUGGACAACCUGGACUGUCUAGUAUUUUACGCUCUUACCACUAGACUUUGCAAUGAUAUUUGUUAGGAAAUUGUUGUUUUUUAUUGCCCAUUUCUUAAGUCUGUCUUACAAUUAAAUGUACAAAUCAUGAGGGUUUAAAGCCUGCUUUUUUUGCAAUAGCUUUUCAGGUUGCUUGGAGCACUAGUACAGAAUAAUCUGACAUCCAUUGUGAGCCGUGUGUCCUGUUUAUUUUUAUCCUGUUUAGUGGUCAAUGUGGAAGGUCACAGUGCGUCCACAUUUCCUCAUCUAG